Hordeum vulgare subsp. vulgare (domesticated barley) is the source of this 624-nucleotide messenger RNA. Its product is annotated as fe(2+) transport protein 1-like. Gene Ontology annotation, biological process: zinc ion transmembrane transport. Gene Ontology annotation, molecular function: zinc ion transmembrane transporter activity. The record is from RefSeq and is a predicted model, not a curated record. Bases 1 to 624 code for a protein of 207 amino acids. The transcript is spliced from 2 exons. Lineage: Eukaryota; Viridiplantae; Streptophyta; Magnoliopsida; Poales; Poaceae. Gene Ontology annotation, cellular component: plasma membrane.
AUGGCGGCCGAGGCUCGCGAGAUCCUAGGCUGGCGGCUGGGGGCGCCGGAUCUCGGGUGCGCGUGGGUCGUCGAGGUCGGCGCCAGUGGGUACAGGCACAGAAGACCAACCAUCAGUCUUACCUGCAUUGGGCUGGGUAUGGGCGCAUCGCAGAGCAUGUGCACCAUCCGGCCAUUGGUGGCGGCCAUCUGCUUCCACCAGAUGUUCGAGGGCAUGGGCCUCGGCGGCUGCAUCCUCCAGGCGGAGUACGACGCAAGGAUGAAGGCCGGGCUGGUCUUCUUCUUUGCCACCACCAUGUCGUUCGGGGUCGUGCUGGGACUGGCGCUCACCGGGGUGUACCGGGACAACAGCCCCACGGCGCUCGUCGUCGUCGGCCUGCACAACGCCGCCUCCGCGCGGCUGCUCCACUACAUGGCACUCAUCGAGCUCCUUGCCGCCGACUUCCUGGGGCCCAAGCUGCAUGGCAGCGUCCGGCUCCAGCUCGUCUGCCUCGCCGCCGUCCUCCUCGGCGUCGGCGCCAUGCCACGUCCGUCAGCAAUCGUGCUCCAAGCUUCGGCCGCCUGCUUUCCAGAUCCACCCCCUGAGCACCACUUCCAACCGGAUCCAGCAAAAUCCGGCAGGUAA